AUGGUAGCUGCGGCGGUGUGCGACGUCGUUCAGGUGGCGGUGAGCUUGGCGUUGAUGGUUGUUGCGAAGGUGAGAUUAAGUUUAGCCAAUGUUUACUUUCUAAAGAUGUUGCCACUACUAUAUGAUGCUGGAUACCAUUUAGACAAUUUUGUAUUAUUAUGCUUACGUUUAGACCAAAUGUUUCAGUUCUGGCAUAUCAAGAGCAAUUCCUUUGGAGGCUGGCUCCGCUCAAAGAUUGAGUGCAUGAGGUGUGGAGGCAAAUAUGAGAAGUAUGAAAGAAUGAUGGACCUUAUAGUUGAGAUAUAUGGUGAUGUUGUAACUCUGGAAGAGGCUCUAAAACAAUGCUCACGCACUGAGGUGUUAGAUGGUGAAAACAAGUACCACUGCAGCAGAUGCAAAUCCUAUGAAAAGGCUAGAAAGAAGAUGAAAGUGCUGGAGGCCCCUAAUGUCCUUACUAUUCCCUUGAAGAGAUAUCAGUCAGGCAAAUUUGGCAAGCUGAAUAAGCCGGUAACAUUUCCUGAAAUUCUGAAUUUGGCCCUAUACAUGAGUGGAACAAGCGACAAGUCACCAAUUUACCAGCUCUAUGGAGUUAUAGUUCAUUUGGAUGCUAAGAAUGCUGCAUUUUCUGGUCACUACAUUUGUUAUGUCAAGAAUUUUCAAAAUAAGUGGUUCAGAGUCGAUGACAGCACGAGAGGGCAUACAUACUUCUUUAUGCUAGGUGAUGACUAUCUGAGUGACAAUUCAUCAUCUCCUCUUUUUUCCGAGGUUGGUACUUGUAGUUCGAGCACAGACAGUAGCCACAGGGAUUCUAUAAGCAUUGACGACUAUUUUGAAAUAUGUGGCGACCCUGGAGGUGUUUGGAGAAAUUCUUCAGAUUCCGACGCAUCUUCCUCAUCCUCUCCUUCUCCCUUGUAUUCAAGGCAUUCACAGUAUGCUGACAUGGAGGCAACUGGAUAUUCGAUCUUCUCAAAAUGCAGAACCAACAGCGAAUGUGCAGGAAUAACCCGGAGCAGAGAUGUUGGGAGUUGUGAAAACAAGGGAAGUGUUCCUUUCUCCCAUCUUAACUUGACUAAACAUUAGUAUUAAGGCGACAAGAACCCAUAGAAUUUAGCAUAGGAUAACCCUUAACUGACAACCUCUAUGACAAAAGCUUGUGUAUUCUAGGCAAGAAAUAAAGAGCUGGAAAGAGUGGGGUUAGGAAGUGGCUGUAUAUUUAUACCCUUUGCCAAUGGCUGUGUUAUGAAACGAGCCUUAGUUUCAUCACUUUCUUCCCCUUGUAGUUGUAACUCUCUAACAUUGUAAAUUGUAAUAUGGAUGGAUAUCCUUCAAUUCCUAUCAAAUAAAUAUAUACUUGGCCACCCUUGUGGAAUUGUUA
Messenger RNA from Ipomoea triloba (trilobed morning glory), 1375 nucleotides. Its product is annotated as ubiquitin carboxyl-terminal hydrolase 19-like. The record is from RefSeq and is a predicted model, not a curated record. Gene Ontology annotation, biological process: protein deubiquitination. The transcript has 8 exons. Gene Ontology annotation, molecular function: cysteine-type endopeptidase activity; cysteine-type deubiquitinase activity. The coding region runs from base 1 to 1080 and encodes 359 amino acids. Gene Ontology annotation, cellular component: cytosol; nucleus. Lineage: Eukaryota; Viridiplantae; Streptophyta; Magnoliopsida; Solanales; Convolvulaceae.